GGGCCGAGCGGCGGAAGCGGCGGCGGCGGGGCGGGGCGCGCGGGCAGGCCGGCAUGGAGCCCGCCGAGGGGCCGGGCGCGGUGGACUUCCACGGCGAUGAGGAGAUCAUCGAGGUGGUGGAGCUGGGCCCACCCGGGCCGGAUGACCUGGCCGACGAGAUGGAGGACGUGGACUUUGAGGAGGAGGGGGGAGAGGAGCCCGAUGCCGAGGCGUGGGACACGGAGGACGACGAGGGCGUGGGGGACGGCAUGGAGCCGCAGGAUGACAGCGAGGUCACGUUCUCCCUGCACUCGGCUUCUGUUUUCUGCGUGAGCCUCGACCCUAAGACCAACACGCUGGCAGUGACGGGCGGGGAGGACGACAAGGCCUUUGUGUGGCGCGUGAGCGACGGAGAGCUCCUGUUCGAAUGCACAGGGCACAAGGACUCGGUUACCUGUGCCGGCUUCAGUCAUGACUCCGUGUUCGUGGCCACUGGUGACAUGUCUGGGCUUAUCAAAGUAUGGCGGGUGGAUGCCAAGGAGGAAGUGUGGUCCUUCGAAGUGGGCGACUUGGAGUGGAUGGAGUGGCACCCUCAAGCCCACGUCCUUCUGGCGGGCACGGCUGAUGGCAACUCCUGGAUGUGGAAGAUCCCCAGCGGAGACUGCAAAACCUUCCAGGGUCCUGCGUGCCCGGCCACGUGUGGCAGGAUCCUGCCUGACGGGAAGCGAGCGGUGGUGGGGUAUGAGGACGGGACCAUGCGCAUCUGGGACCUGAAGCAGGGAACCUCGCUGCAUGUCCUAAAAGGCCAGGAUGGCCACCAGGACCCCUUGACGUGCUUGGCCAGCAACCAGGACGGCAGUUUGAUCCUGACGGGCUCCGUGGACUGCAACGCCAAGCUGGUCAACUGCGCCACGGGCAAGGUGGUGUGCGUGUUCAAGAUGGAAAGCACGGCCCCCAAGGCCCCUGGUGGCGAGAGCGAGGAGGCAGAGUCCAACUCGGUGGAGUCCCUGGGCUUCUGUAACGUGAUGCCGUUGGCUGCUGUGGGGUACCUGGAUGGCACGCUGGCUAUCUAUGAUCUCUCCACACAGAGCCUGAGGCAUAAGUGCCAACAUGAGUCGGGGAUCGUGCAGUUGCUGUGGGAGGAGAGCUCGGCCGUGGUGUACACCUGCAGCCUGGACGGGGCUGUGCGGCUCUGGGAUGCGCGCUCAGGGAAGAUGAUCUGCGAGUACCGAGGGCACUCGGCCGAAAUCCUCGACUUCGCUGUCAACAAGGAUGCCUCCAUCGUGGUGACGAGCUCUGGUGACCACCAAGCCAAAGUGUUCUGCGUGCAGCGUCCCGAUCGCUAGGAGCUGUGCUGAGGGAUGUGUCCUGGCUCUGCCGGGGGCUCGUGUACAGAGGGAAGAAGGAGAUGGGUUCCACCACCCUUCUCCAGCACGUACUUUGUAAUUUUCCAGUCUGCCUCACCUUGCCCUCACCAUCUGGGGGCCAAGCCUGGGGUUUUGUAUGAAAGUGUCUUUUAAUUAUAUAAAUUAUUUCACUUAACUGGAUGCCAUCCACUCUGCUUGUUGGGGGGAAGAGGACCUGCGGAGCUACGCUCCCUCCCUCCUCAGGGAUCUCCCCAGCACCCAGCCAUGGCCUGAGGAUCAACAGCAGGCGCUUUUAUGCUGGUCUGGGUGGAGGCAGAGUCCCCCAGCCCUAGCUGUCCCUGUCAGGGGGAAGGAAGGGGCUAGGGUAAGGUGCAGAUUGCUAACUGAGGGUAGGAGAAUCCUGCUCUGUGCAACCUGGGCGCUCCUUAAUGCAACAGGCUACUCACUCCUAGACCCCAAGACAGAGAUCACCAGAAGUAAUUUGCUCUGGGAUACAGUCAUGACACAGUAAGUACCAGGCCCUUUGCACCUGUGACUCCAAACAAGGCCACAUGGGUCGACAAGCCAAAGCCCCACAGCCCCUUAAGAUAGAAAGAUCUCCUUUAUUAAUGAACCCC
This is a messenger RNA of Strigops habroptila (Kakapo), 1963 nucleotides long. It is a transcript of the gene AAMP, whose product is annotated as angio associated migratory cell protein. The record is from RefSeq and is a predicted model, not a curated record. Gene Ontology annotation, cellular component: cytosol. Gene Ontology annotation, molecular function: protein binding. The transcript is spliced from 11 exons. NCBI's taxonomy places the organism in Eukaryota, Metazoa, Chordata, Aves, Psittaciformes, Psittacidae. Bases 54 to 1325 code for a protein of 423 amino acids.